Messenger RNA from Durusdinium trenchii, 1367 nucleotides. The record is from the annotation of a GenBank genome assembly. Lineage: Eukaryota; Dinophyceae; Suessiales; Symbiodiniaceae.
GUGACAGGCGAAUGUCGAUAGGGUGGCACCGGCUAUACAGCUUCAGGGUACCAGAAGAACAAUGAAGAACAUAUGCAUAAUUUUAGAUCAUGGAUUUUCAUGGGCUUUACCAUUGGCGCUUCAAGUUCUAUGACUUUCUAUGACCUAUGAUUCCACCGGCCUCGCUCCCCGUACCGUCCUUGGUCUCUUUGCGCCGCUGGUCCCGCCCCACCGGCCUCACGGCAGCGUCGUCGGUUCCCAGCAGCGACGUUCCGGGCAGAAGCUCAUGGGACUUUUUGGCCGGAGGGUCUUGGGCUGCGUGCAGAUUCCCAGCGACGUGACACUGGAGGAUGAAGCGCCACCCUUUGCGGAGAAAAUGGGUGUGGACCUUGAGAUGGCGAAGGUCACCUUCGACUCGGAGGACAUUUGCGCAGGGACCUACCUGCGCGCCAUGCACAGGGAGGAGCUCACCAAGGGUGCCAAGCUCCUAGCGCUUGCAGCAGCCAGCCGAGGGCGGAGCUGCGAUAUCCUCGGCUUGUCCUGCACCUCAUUUUCCUUCACGUUAGGCUCAGCCAAAGUCCGCGAGCAAAUCAGUGCAGGCUAUCCGGGUGUGCCAGUCACCGACAUGGCCACCGCGCAGCUGGAGGCGCUGAAAGCGCUGAAGGCGCAGCGGGUGGCUCUUCUGACGCCCUACAUCGAGGAGCUCAGCCGUGCGAACGCUGAGAUGUUGGAGACCAUGGGCCAAGUCCAAGUGGUCAACAGGUUGACCAUGAACCUCCCCCGUGACGAGCUCACCAGCGCUGUACCACCAGCAGAGAUUGUGGCUUGAACGUGCGAGCGCUACCAGCACCGGGCCGGCAGGGUUGCCGGACUUUCGGGUGGUUCUUUCAUGUUCGAAGAAGCAAGAGGCACCCGUAAAACGGCACUGGACAGACUUGCCAAGAAGUGUUUUUUGGGAUGAGCAUCCUUUAGGUUCUGCUGACUAGUGACUAGCUUGGAGGUGGUUUCUUUGGGACGAUGGGCCCCUCUCAACUCGAUGGACCGAGAGCACCACCCAACACCCAACCCAACACCUCCGCCCCUCGUCCCCCGAGGCCGAGUGGGCGGUGCGCGUGGAUCGGCCGGAGGCGGAUGUGGUGGUGAUCGGCUGCAGCGGCUUCCGGGCAUGUCAGCCGGACUUCCUGGACCCGCUGGAGGCCCGGCUGGGAAAGCCGGUGGUGACCUCAACCCAAGCGUUUCUGUGGCACAUGGACGCUUGGUGGCUGGUGGCUGGGUGACACACAGACCUCAGAAGACUCCAACCAACUGAGAAUGUCAGGGAAUAUGUAUAGCUGACAGCCUUUUCUUUGGGAUUGCCACACUUCUGCCGGGUACUUCUGACAGACCCC